AACGACUCGAAGAACUAAACAAAGCACGGAAUAAUGACCUUAUUACAGAAGAAGAACACGAGCUCAUGCGAACUUGCCUGUUCGAUUCCUUUGCCCCACAGACAGUUGCACCUCGAAGGAAAAGAUCCGCUGAAGAUGAAGUUUCCAAGUCGUCUAUAGCAAAACAAAGAAAAUUUGCGGUAAAUGGCACCAUCAAGCCAAACGAACGUAUGAAUUACUACUUCAUUGAUCCAGGGGAUUAUAAUAUUCCUCUUAUUCAGAAGGUUAUGCGGGGCGAAUACAUAUUAAUGCAUGGGCCCCGCGCCUCAGGCAAAUCUACUCGAACGUGGCGAGCCAUGGAGCAGCUGCAUAAAUAUGGCUAUGUCUGCGUCUACAUAACAUUACAUGAUCUCACUUUGCGUGACGAGGAGACCUUCUGGAGAUCUUUUGGUCAAGCUUUCACCCGUUCUCUUAACGGUUACUUUGGUAGAAACGGAACCAUGUUCCAAUCGAAAAUCCCUAUACCUGACAUCACGAGUGUCGAGAUACUUCAAAAUGUUAUCGCUAAGUCGAAUGACCUUUGGAGUGAAGUGAGAAAUUUUCGUGCAGAGCGGACGCAGCAAGUACCAGAAAAUCCUCUCAUUAUCUUCGUAGACGAAUUCGACAGUGUUUCUAUCAGCAAUACAAUAUGCAUGUCUUUCCUGAACAAAGUUCGUGGAAUCAAGACCAACGACAUAUAUGCUUUUACCAAAAAAGACGUAAAAUGCCUUUUCCAACAAUUCCAUGAGGAUCAUUCAGAUAUUGGAUAUCAUGUUGCGGACCGUGCUAUAGAAAUAAUCUACCGAAAUUCAAACGGGCAUUCUGGUCUCGUUAAUCUCUGCGGACGUGCGAUCGAAAACUGGCUGAGAAAAUGGUACCGCAAUUGUGGUAAAACAAACAUGACAUUUGCUGAGUGGUUAUUCUAUAGUGCAAUCAACUUGCAAAAUGAAAUACCAACAUACACUACGUUCGAUGAAAUGUUAAAAAAUCUCCACAAGAAAGAAGGUGCUAUGAACCUUCUCCGUACUUAUUUCCUUGGAUCUCUAGACUCUGUUGUUAUCACAAAUGACCAUGAAC
Paraglomus brasilianum is the source of this 1095-nucleotide messenger RNA. NCBI's taxonomy places the organism in Eukaryota, Fungi, Glomeromycota, Glomeromycetes, Paraglomerales, Paraglomeraceae. The record is from the annotation of a GenBank genome assembly.